AUUCUGCAGAUCGAGGGAGGUUAAUGAGUGAAGCCGCUGGGCUAUCAGCCAAACAUGAGCAGCAAUGCUAAGGCUCCCACAAUGAGCCUGACUGUAUUACCACUGAGCUCUGUCUAAUUAUACACUCCCGGAGAGGGCGAGCGAGAGGGAGGCAGAGCAUAUUAGGCAGGGGAAAGAAAAAGUUAUCAAGUGUCAGCGUGUGUCACAGAGCAAACUCAGAGAUUGAGAGUUGUAAGGGUGAGAUAGACAGAAGGUGUGUGUCAGGAAAGGGAAGAGACACAGAGGGAGGAGGGUGGGAGAGAUCAAGCAAGCUGGGUAGAGAGAAAAGAGCGCACUCACAGGGAGAGAGAGAGAGAAUGAGAGAGAGAGAGCAAAGAGGCGUUUAGAGAGUGAGAAGGAGUAGAGGCAGGAAUAGGAUGAAGGGAGGGGAGGCUGAGCAGUAGAGAAGAGGAAGAGACUUGCAGUCUCAAAACUGGAUAUUCCUACGUGCCUGCUGCUGCCUGAUCCAAUGAGCAAACUCUCUGCUACCUGCUACGCAAAGGCACCCGGCGAGGUGAGUGGUGCUUCAGUACGAAAGAAUCAACAGUGAUCUGACAGUGAUGCUGUGUAGCAGCCUCCCCCUCUGUCUGCGCCCCUCGUUCUCCCGUGAGGCCCAUGUGACCUAGCCGACACCCACGCGCAGGGGGCCCCAACUGCCGCUGGAGCCCACCCAUGAAUCCCAGCCCCGACCGCGGCCAAGAGUGCCUCCCUCCCAAGAAGAGGGAGUCUCGGCAAGGAUUGACAGAACACCAAGUCCCCCUGGACGAGUUCAAACCCCCUGUGCCGCUCCGGAGUCGGUCCAUUGGAGGGGAGGGCGGCAGGGAGGCCAGUGACAGGGACCGAGCUCUUAUUAACCCAAACCCCCAUCUACUUCACACUCCUCCACCCCUACCUGCUCCUGCACCAGGCCUCACCCUGCCCCUGCCGUGGCACCUGAGCUACUCUCCCUCUGUCUCUCUCCCCCUUUUUCCAGGGCCAGUCGGCGAUAGAAGGGGCACAGGGUCUCCUGCCUGGAGAGAUGAUCCUCUCUCCUUAUCCAUGCCCCACCACUCUAGGUGGCUUAGAGGAGAUGGGCCCCUUUCCUUGCCUCCUUCUCCAUCUUCCUCCUCUUCUUCCUCCUUUAAGACACCCUUCCCGGCUGACUCCCGAGACAUGUGGUCCUACAUUAACAGCAGCCGGCGGGAGAACAGCUCCUCUCUCUUCUCCCCAUCCUACUUGUUUAGCCACCACUCUCUCUACGCGCAUGAUCCCAGCUUGGUCGAAGCCAGACAUCGGUACCUGGGCAAGAGGCCCAAUGGCCUGGAUGGGCCGGGCAGCAGGACUGCUUCAACCACCAGGCCUCUGCUUACGGGAGAAUACGGGAAUGACAGCAGCAGAACCAGACUGGACAUCAGUCCACACACCUCUCACACCAACGGUGGACGGAGACAGCCGGAAGAUCUGACAUCUCGAGUCCAUUCUGGAGGGCCUUUUUUGACAGACUCUCAAGCUCAGGAGGGCCAUGAGCUACAUUCCUCCCUGCAGGACAGACAUGGGAUAAGUAAGACCAGCUCCAGUCUACUCUCCACUGGUCCCCUUCCCCUUGGGCCAGUCCCAAGGCCUAGUAGAGGGGGACUAUUGGAUCCCCUCGGGGCUACACCAGCUGAAGCCCAGAUUUAUUACUCCUUGGGAUCAGUGUGCCACCCCAGCCCUCAGGCGCAGACUUUUCCACUCUACAGCCCCUCAGGAACACCUCUGUACAACCUACACAGGGAGCCAGGCCCCCGGCAGCACAACCUUAGAAACUCACCGCACUCCCCCCUCAGUCUGCCCAACAGCCAUGACAGGUCGCAAAGAGACCGGGACAGAGACAGAGAAAAGAUCCCACAGAGGGACAGAGAGCGAGGUAAAGACAAAGAGAAGCACCUUCAACAUGACCAAGAAAGAGACGGUGAGCGCGAGAGACGACGCGACAGAGAUCGAGGGAGGGAGUCAUCUCCUAUCCAUGUUCACAACUCACCCACAGACCUUCACCCAUCUCCCCCUGCGCUCCUACCUCACUUCACCAAGGGGUCUCUGAUCGAGUUAGCCAGCGGCAGGUUGAAGCGCGUGGAGGAGCUGCGGACAGAGGACUUCCUGCGGAGUGCGGACACAUCCCCUGAGUUCCACCUCAGCACCUGCACCGUGCUGCUGAUUUCCCCAAGCAGUGCUCAGGGCUUCAGCCACCUGCAUGUCCACCUUACAGACCUCAACACUCAGGAGUUACUGAAGGUCUUGGUGGAGUAUCCGUUCUUUGUGCAGGACCGAGGCUGGUCUUCUUGCUGUCCCCAGAGAACCUCACAGCUGUACGGCCUGCACUGCCGCAAGCUCACAGAGGGGGAUGUCUGCCUGGCUCUUACCCCCACACCCAACCAAACGCACCGGACACACGUGCGCACCAGCUCCAGGGCCCAUCGCACGCAGCCCUCCUCCAGGGCUGCAGGGGAGUCCAGCAGCAGCAGCUCGCACAGGGAUGAGAUGCCACCGCCACCUCCGCCUCCCCCUCUGCCUCACCACCCACCUCCUGCCGUGCCAGCCCCUCCUCCUCCUCUUCCUCCUCGCGCUGCAGAGCCUCCCGUUCAGGAGCAGCCGCGUCCACGCAAGCGGCGCUGGUCUGCCCCGGAUUCCCUCCCUUCAACUGGAACUGAUGAAAGUGUCCUGGAUUUACCUCAUGGCUCAAAGCUGAUGAAGUGGCAGUAAAAAAAAACUUGGAAAUGCACAUGUAUACAUUCACACACACACAUACACACACACAUAUAGGCACAUACACACCCUCCUUGUCUCUGCUGCACCCACUAAGACAAACAAUGGAGAGACCUCAAGGCAGGGUUGCAGGGAAGGAAUAAAAAAAACAUUAGAAAACACAACUUUACGGGUGUCCACACUGCUGCCCAAAAGAUUAACCUCAUCCGCCAUAUAUUACCCCUCUUUUCCCUUCCCUUCUUUCCUUUCCUUUCCUUCCUUUCUUUCCUUUCCUUUCCUAAACUAUACUUAGCACAGCCCUAAAAGGAGCAGCAGCUGAAGGAUCUCUGGAAAGCUCCUUACAGACACACUGAAGACAUUUAGUGAGACAAUCAAGCACUUGUCUGUGUUCACUCUGUUUUGUAAUGGUUGUCCCGCACACCUACUUACUGACAGUGAUAUCUGCAGGGUAUCGGUUUUCAAUCAGUGUUAUGAAAGUAACCCUAUUGAUGAAGUGCAGAUAUAUAUAUGAACAAAAGUUGACUAUAUAUACUACAUUACAAAUGUUAUAUACAGUAAUAUGCUAAACAGAUUUAAUGCAAUCUCUCUGUCAGUUUUGCAAAUGCAUUCUUGUUUCUCUUAAUUUUCUUGCUUCUGAGCCGAUGGCUGCGCGUCGGCCCAGGCAGGCAAGGUGAAUGUAUGAGCAACUCUUCGCCUUUUUUUAUUCUCAUCACUGGGAGUCAUUUCAAACAAUUGUUCAUCAAGGCAUUACCCUCCAAUAUGUUCUUAACAUUAUCUCUGAGAAGGGAGAACACUAAGGAAAAACUGCGUAACAGACAAUCCCACCCACACAGACAGGUCUGUGCCACAUCGCCUCGACACACAUGGUGUUUUUUUUCCAUCACACACGGAAUGAUGGAAAGAGUAAAAAAGAAAGUACAGCGCGGCUGAAGAGUAAUGGUGCUAAUAACACGUUGGAACAUGAUGCUUUGUGAAUACUCUUGACCCCGGUGUACUGUACACUUCUGUUCCCCUCUCAUUUUUUACGUACUGUAUUUGUUUGAAAGCAGGGAAAAUGAUGAAAGUAUUUUAAACUCAGAUACGGGUAUCUCUUCUGAUUCAGCACACUCUCUCACUUUAGUUUUUGUGUUUGUUUGUUUUUUUAUUUUCAAAAGAAAACCUUACCUGUUGAUUUUUCUUUUAAAUGUUAUAGCUACAAAAAUGUAUAUUUUUAAAAAUUGUGAAUCUGUUAUAUGAUGUUCGCUAGAAAUAAAGGAAAAAAAAGCUU
This is a messenger RNA of Notolabrus celidotus (New Zealand spotty), 4027 nucleotides long. RefSeq names its product histone-lysine N-methyltransferase 2A. NCBI's taxonomy places the organism in Eukaryota, Metazoa, Chordata, Actinopteri, Labriformes, Labridae. The transcript is spliced from 3 exons. Gene Ontology annotation, biological process: negative regulation of transcription by RNA polymerase II; nervous system development. Gene Ontology annotation, cellular component: nucleus. The record is from RefSeq and is a predicted model, not a curated record. Bases 712 to 2757 code for a protein of 681 amino acids. Gene Ontology annotation, molecular function: RNA binding; protein binding.